AUGGCAAUUGAUUAUUCGAAAUGGGAUAAAAUCGAAUUAUCAGAUGAUUCUGAUGUCGAAGUUCAUCCAAAUGUCGAUAAAAAAUCAUUUAUUAAGUGGAAACAACAAAGUAUUCAUGAAAAGAGGGACAAAAGAAAUCAGGAUAUAAAAAAUUUAGAAACACAGGUUUCUAUGUAUGCUGCAUUGAAUAAAAGGGUUGAUAAAUUGUUAUCUAAUGUAUCUACCGAAGAUUUAACAGAACGUGCCAAAAUAUCAAAGUAUUUAAAUGCAAAUUUUGAUAAAACUGAGAAACAGGUUGGGGAAGCCGUUGACCCAAAUAUACCUACAUACAAUGAAAUGGUGGAAGAUCUCUUUGAGCAAUUGGAAAAUGAUGCUAAGAAAGAGGGUAAAGAUCCAAAAGAUGGUGAAGUAAUUAAAAGUUUAUGUUUAAAACACAGAGCAAAAAUUGACAGUGUUACAGUUGAAGCUAAUGAGAAGCUAAAAGAAUUAUAUAUUGAAAAAUCGAAACUAAUUUCCUCGGAGGAUAUGCACACUGGUUUUAACUCUAGUUUUCUGAAUAAAAGUAAAGGUAAUGAUGGUAAAGAUGAAGUUUCAGAAAAACUAAAUGCUAUUGCAGAUAAGAAUGCCGUAUCUUCAUCAGCUGUGGAGAAAUUACCAAUUUUAAAGCCACAAUUAGAAUUUAUUGAUUACAAAGAUGAUGUAAUGAAACUAGCACCCGAAACCGAAAAAUUUGGAAGGAUGUCAGCAGGUGGUUACAAAGCAUCAGAAGAAUACUUGUUGAAACAUAUGCCUAUAAUUUCUGAACAACAAAAAGAUGCAUUGAUCAUGAAAGCAUUUGAUUAUUUAUCAGAAGAUAAUGAAAAGAUGGCUUAUCAAGUUGUUCAUCAAUCUGAAUUAUUGUCAUAUCUUCGUGAAAUUUAUAAUUUGAAAAAAAUUCCAUUUCUUAAUAUUGAUGAGAUGAAGAGCUGCAUAGAAAUGUUCUUCAAGAGAGUAAUAUAUAAUACACAAAAUGCACAAGGUAGAAAUUCUUUCUUAGAAUCGGUUAAAACCAAAUUUGAACAUAUUAAAAAUAGAGUUCAAAUCAUGAACGAAGAACAAAUUCAAGAGGGCGAAGGUGUUGAAACGAUCCAAUUAAAGUCAUUAGAUGAUUCCACUGAACUUGAAAUCAAUUUACCAGACUUCAAUUCUACUGAUCCAGAAGAGAUAAGAAGAGUGGAAGUAUUUAACAAGUUACCUGUUAAUAUGCAAGAUGCUAUAAAGACUAAAAACUUAGAUAAGAUUAAUGACGUACUUAGUGAAACUCCUAUUGACGUAGCAGAAUCAUACUUAGACUUAUUCAAUGAAGCCGAUAUUAUUGGUGUCAGGGCAUUACUAGAAAACGAAGAUGAAUUUAAACAUUUAAAAGAUGAAUAUAACAAAAAUCAAGAUGAUUUGGAGCACUUGUCUAUUGAUGAAAAGUCCACCAAAAAUAAUGAACCCGUAAGCACAGCAGAUCUUGUUGACUGA
Tetrapisispora phaffii CBS 4417 is the source of this 1506-nucleotide messenger RNA. RefSeq names its product Hsp90 co-chaperone CDC37 (gene CDC37). Gene Ontology annotation, molecular function: protein kinase binding; protein-folding chaperone binding; heat shock protein binding. The transcript has a single exon. The record is from RefSeq and is a predicted model, not a curated record. Lineage: Eukaryota; Fungi; Ascomycota; Saccharomycetes; Saccharomycetales; Saccharomycetaceae. Gene Ontology annotation, cellular component: cytoplasm. Bases 1 to 1506 code for a protein of 501 amino acids. Gene Ontology annotation, biological process: protein folding; protein stabilization.